CAGUUUCAUCUCUCUUUAUAAUCAGAGACUAGUUUUGUUUAUCAUUUCCUUUUUGUUUUCUGCUUUCUUUGUUUUUAGGAUUUUAAGUGCAAUAUUGGAUUAACACAGAUAAGAUGGUGAGGCCUGCUUGUUGUGAAAAGCUGCAUUUGAAAAGGGGUCUUUGGACUGAAGAGGAAGAUGCAAAGAUACUCGCGCAUGGGUCGAAGCAUGGAAAUAGUAACUGGACUGCUUUUCCGAAAAAAGCAGGACUUACAAGAUGUGGGAAGAGUUGCAGGCUUAGGUGGACUAAUUACCUGAGGCCUAAUCUCAAGCAUGAGUCCUUCGCACCCCAUGAGGAGGAAUUGAUUGUCAGGCUUCAUGCAACCAUAGGCAGCAGGUGGCCUAUAAUAGCUCAGCAACUUCCUGGGAGGACAGACAAAGAUGUAAAGAACUACUGGAACACUAAGCUGAAAAAGAAGCUCUCAGAAAUGGGAAUUGAUCAUGUUACUCAUAAGCCCUUCUCUCAAAUCUUAGCGGACUAUGGAAACAUCGGUGGCCUCCCGAAAGCUGGAAUGAGAAUGGCAAUAGGUUCUCUCAACAAAGACUUGAAGAAUGCAAUCCUGAUGAAGCCAGAAUUACCAUAUUCAUUGUCAACACAAGGAUUUUCCAAUAUCAACAGCCAUUUGAUGCCAAUGACAAUGAUACCAAUCAAAAUGGAACCAAUUCAAGACAGUUUCUUGAGCAACGCUCAAUCUAGCAACCAACCCUUUGAUCUUCUUACACAGCUGCAGGCCAUAAGAUUGGUGACAGAUGCCUCAAACUCAACCAACCUUGAAUCUUCCCCUCCCAAUUUGUACAUUCAUGAAGGCACAUUGUCAUCAUCACCAUCAUCUUCUACUUGUUCAUCUGCUGCGCAAGAGCAGGCAACCCUGCAGGCCUUUAGCUGGAGCGAUUUUCUCCUUGAAGACGCGUUUUUUCCAACCAGUGAUGCUCAAGAACACGAGGAUAAGGCUGAACAUUCGUCGAUGGAAAUGUUGAACCAAUCGAAAGCAGCAAUACCACAAAGCCAAAUUGAAGACCAAGCUGGUAUGCAAAAAUAUAAUGAAGUUGAGGCUACAUCUCCAUGUGACAGUUCAUUUGUGGAGGCCAUGGUCGCAAGAGAGAAUGAGAUGUUCUUGGAGUUUCCCCAACUUAUGGAAGAACCAUUCUACUACUGAGUUUACAUUUUACUCCAGAAUUUAUGCCACUGUUUUUAAUAAGAUUUUCUAUAUAAUUAAGCUGUGAGAAUAAGAACCUGA
This is a messenger RNA of Prunus dulcis (almond), 1277 nucleotides long. RefSeq names its product transcription factor MYB35-like. The record is from RefSeq and is a predicted model, not a curated record. NCBI's taxonomy places the organism in Eukaryota, Viridiplantae, Streptophyta, Magnoliopsida, Rosales, Rosaceae. The transcript is spliced from 3 exons. Bases 114 to 1196 code for a protein of 360 amino acids.